AACUCUAACUGACACCAAUCUGACAUUUUCUCGUUGCCACCCGUAGUGUACAGCUUUUUUACAUCUUUGGUUUUCAUUAUUUUCGCAGAUUUGCAAUAAACUAAAACGUCCUUUUUUGCAGGAAACAAGGCAAUACAAAAUAAGGGGAAAUUUCGUUACCAAAAAUAAUAAGAAAUAAAAUCGUCAAAAGUGUGAAAGCUAAACGUAUCAUAAAAUGUGUACUAGGAGCAAAGCUUUGAAGCAAUUGGAGGAACAUAUCGAGUCAAACACAUACAAGUAAAAUGCAAAAUUUUGGCAGUGGGUUGUAGAAAAGUUAUAAAACGCGUUAAAACGUUCGCAAUUAAACGAGACUUCUUUGGCUGAGUGAAAAAACUUGUAUCAAAACUAGUAAUAAAGUUUCUAUUCACGUAUCGAAAGACGGAAAAAUUGGCUACCGCUUAUACCAAAACUGGUCAUAAACGUACAUAUAUUAAGGAAUCAAAAACAAAUCCAUAUAGCGUAAACAGUUCCGGCUCAUACUUAAUUCCAGUAAACAAUCCACGAAACGCAGAGAACAGUAUCUCAGAAGCUGUACAAGCCAGAGAAAAAUCAGUGAAUAUACAUAAAAAUCUGCAACCUUAUACAUAUAUGUACAUAAACACAUUCGCUUUGAUUCAAGGACACUACGCUUACUUUCUUCUGAAGCUAUAUCGCCUGAAUAUCUCUUAAAACCUUUCGGAACAGUAAUAAUUCAAUCAUAAUUUUUUAGAACGAUUUCCAAAAUUGUUUCGUAUCAAAAUUGAAGUAGAGUAAAUUGGACUGAAAUGCGCCCGGCCAUACAACCAGGUAUACGCGUAGUACGUGGACCAAACUGGAUUUGGCAAAAUCAAGAUGACGGAGAAGGUCAUGUUGGUACUGUUUGUGAGAUUGGACGCUCUGGAUCGACACACUCACCUGAAAAUACGGUUGUAAUUAAUUGGGAUUCUGGACAUAGAACAAAUUAUCGUGUUGGCUACCAAAAUCAAUACGAUUUAAUUAUUGUUGAUAACGCACAAGUUGGUGUACGCCAUUCGAAUGUUGUUUGUGAUGGCUGCUCUAAGCCGGGAAUAGCUGGCAUUGUUUUUAAAUGCGCCCAGUGUUCGAACUACCAUCUCUGUGCUUAUUGUUAUGGUGCGGAUUUGCACGAAACGGAUCAUUCAUUCAUUCGUUACACAACGCCUACAUCGCUAGGAGUACGUCUGCCUCCACGAAAAAAUUCAAAACGAGUCCAACUUAAAGGAAUAUUUGUUGGAGCCAAAGUUGUUCGUGGUCCUGAUUGGGAGUGGGGCCAGCAGGACGGUGGCGAAGGCAAAACUGGGCGUGUUAUGGAAAUUCGCGGUUGGGACAAUGAGUCUUGUAGAAGCGUAGCUAAUGUUUCUUGGGUAACGGGUUCUACAAACGUCUAUCGUUUAGGUCAUAAAGGUAACGUUGAUUUAAAGUGUACUGUACCGUCGAUAGGAGGAUACUAUUACAAAGACCACAUGCCUGUUUUAGGUCAACUGGAAGAGCAACAACCCGUUGUACCCACUGUGAAGCCAACAUUCUCAGUUGGGGAUCGGGUAAAGGUGUGUCUUGAUGUUGACGCACUAAUGAAACUGCAGCAAGGGCACGGUGGAUGGAACCCCCGAAUGGUGGAACAGUUACCUAAAUUGGGUACCGUCCAUCGCAUUACCGAGAAGGGCGACAUACGGGUUCAGUACGAUAAUUGUCCUAAUCGUUGGACCUUUCAUCCGGCUGCUCUUGUAAAGGUUAUGUCAUUUCGCGUUGGCGAUCUGGUGACUAUAAUAAACGAUGCGAACAAGGUUCAGCAACUGCAAAAAGGGCAUGGUGAAUGGAUUGACCUUAUGCGUUAUGCUUUGGGAAAACAUUGCAAAGUUGUAAAGGUUUACUCGGAUGGUGAUUUGCGCAUUCAACAACUCGAUGAUGGUUUCGAGUGGACAUUAAAUCCGAAAUGCGUGCGUUUAGAGCGAUCCCCAUUGGCUACUGCAGCAGAACGUUCAAACAGUAUGAUGGACCUAAGUCAUAGGCGCACAGAUCAUGUUAUGACACCGUUAUCAGGCCUAUCUGGUACGUCAAUGGCCGAUAAGCUGGUUCGUGAGGCGGCCCAAGGUCAUUUAGACUUUGUGAAGCAGUACUUAGAUGCCCAUCCAGAACAAGUGAAUGUGAUGAGUGGUGGCAAAGCUUGCAUACAAGUGGCCGCUCAUCAGGGCUAUGUUGAUCUUGUAAAAUAUCUCAUUAUCAAAGGCUCGAAUGUGAAUGUUGUGGACAAGGAGGGCGAUUCGGCGCUUCACUAUGCAGCUUUUGGUAAUCAGCCCGAAACGAUGCGUGUCCUACUGCAAAGCAGAGCUGAUAUCAAUUUUCUAAAUUCAAGCCAUUGCUCAGCAUUGCACAUAUGCGCACACAAGAAAACGCCACAUUGCGUGCGAGAACUGCUUCAAUUCGGCGCCGAUGUGAAUAUUCAAGAUUCCUACGGUGAUACGGCGCUGCACGAUGCCAUUGGCAAGGAAAACACAGAAGUUGUCGAAUUAUUAUGUAAUGCACCGAAUUUAGAUUUCCUGAUAAAAAACAAUCGAGGUUUUAACGUACUGCACCAUGCCUCGCUUAAGGGCAACGUGGUCGCAGCUAAACGCAUACUGCAACUGGCUCGGCAACUAGUAAACGUUAAGAAAGAUGAUGGUUUUGCCGCGUUGCAUUUGGCCGCCCUAAAUGGUCACGCACACGUUGUCGAGACAUUGAUAAUAGAGGGUCUGGCAGAAAUUGAUAUACGAAAUAACCGCCGUCAAACACCGUUUCUUUUAGCAGUUUCGCAAGGACACGCGUCCGUAAUUGAGCGACUUGUAACUCUCGGUUGCGAUAUUAUGGCUCGUGAUGAAGAUGGCGACAAUGCAAUGCACUUAUGUGUAAUUAAGAAAACUAAUUUGCAACAAGCAGCUGAACCGUCCGGAGAAGACGCACCGGAGAUACGAGCAAUCUUCGAUAAUCUUUCCCACGUUCUAGACGAUCGUCUCAUGUAUACAAUCCUUUGUUAUUUAUCGUCGCGUGGUUGCCGCGUAGAGCAAAAUAACAAAGGCACAAAUAUUUUCGAAUGGAUCACAAACAAGGAUAUGAAAGAUUUAAUUUUGGGCUACCAAUGCCCAGUGAGAUUGCAGACUGGUGUACCGCAGUCGUCGACAGCGAUUAACGAAAUCAACAAUGCAUCAGGCGAUGUGGAGCGCAACAUACAGGCCCUAAAUUUAAACCCAGAAAGCGAAGUGGGCGGCACGGCUGGUGUGGCCGGCGCUGUUGCUGGGCCUAGUAACCACUCUGUUGAUAUCAUUAUAGAUGCAUUACAACCCAAUAAUUUUACGCAGAUGGCUACACCCAACAGAAGCACUCCAACUCAUCACAUUGACCGCUCAACCGAAGAGCCAGCAGGACUAAAAAAACUCAACUCUGAUCGGCAAGCACAGGUCAAUGCAUUAGGCAGUGGAAGUAAUGCGCUGGACACUCAAUAUGUACAUAUGACUCCGAUUCCUUCAACUUCCGGUGUUAAUCAACCGACUGGUAUUCGCAAAAAAGCGCCGAAACCACCUGCAGCCAGCGGUGAGCGAGGUUCACCGGAAUGCGCUGCGGUUUCCAGACCGAGUCCGAAAGCUACACCUCCGCCACCGCCCCCAAACGUUCCUUUCCACAACGGCCCUCAGGAGUGUAUAGUUUGCGACGAAAAGUUGCAACUUAUUAAAUUUGAGCCAUGUCAACAUCAGAUUUCCUGUGAGGAAUGUGGCUUGCGUAUGAAAAAGUGCCUGCGCUGUGGUGUUCAAAUCGAGCGACGCAUAACUGCCGGUGGACGUUUGGUGGCCAGUUCUGACCAGACACGCAUACCCUCCGCUGAUCGUUUGAGGUAUUUGGAAAAUAAAAUACAAGAGUAUGAAGAGACGCACUAUUGCAGCAUCUGUAUGGAACGGACACGUGACGUCGCAUUUUUGUGUGGUCAUGGUGCAUGCUCACGAUGUGCGGACACCUUGCGCACCUGCCACAUGUGCCGUAAAACCAUCCUAAGAAAGAUCAAUUUAUAUUAAGUGACACUCGAUUCUUCAAAAAGCUACAUUACCACGACCCAACAAAGGUAGUAAUUCUUUAAAAGCACGGUGUGCCUGAACCAGCCGUAAAUGAAAGGUUCUUGCAUAUGGGUUUUUUGGCGUGAUUCUGUUAUACGAUGAAAUUAGAAACUGUUUGAAAAAAAUUGAACGGGCCCUUUUCGAAAAACCCCCUUUUUCUUAAUUAUAUUAAUUUAUAUUACACCCCGCGACAAACGAUAGCACAUCAAUAUUUUUACCAGUUUUGUCUACUUUUCUUUUGAUCUUUUUAAGGUUAAUUAUUUUUAUAUAAA
Messenger RNA from Rhagoletis zephyria (snowberry fruit fly), 4387 nucleotides. It is a transcript of the gene mib2, whose product is annotated as E3 ubiquitin-protein ligase mind bomb 2. Gene Ontology annotation, molecular function: ubiquitin-protein transferase activity; protein binding; zinc ion binding. Gene Ontology annotation, cellular component: cytoplasm. The record is from RefSeq and is a predicted model, not a curated record. NCBI's taxonomy places the organism in Eukaryota, Metazoa, Arthropoda, Insecta, Diptera, Tephritidae. Gene Ontology annotation, biological process: protein ubiquitination.